Molecule: messenger RNA, 1999 nt
Organism: Scylla paramamosain (green mud crab)
Lineage: Eukaryota; Metazoa; Arthropoda; Malacostraca; Decapoda; Portunidae
Exons: 6
Coding region: 41-1150 (369 amino acids)
Biological process (GO): transmembrane transport
Cellular component (GO): membrane
Molecular function (GO): transmembrane transporter activity
Source: RefSeq, a predicted model, not a curated record
AGGAGGAGGAGGAGAAGAAGGAGAAGGAGGAGGAGGAGGAAUGUAUUAUACGUAUUGCGGUAUCUCAAAAAUCAAUCAUUCAUUAAUUCCCCCUUCUCUUCUUCCUCCUCCUCGCUCAUGCACACACGCACAGCUUAGCAUAGUGCCCCGGCAGGACAGCAUGGGUGACACACGUGCCGCGCGUCCCGCCUCCAGUCUCCCAGUACAAGCUUGUGUCCCCAGCACUGACGCACCCCUCACGCUGCUGAAAUGGGCCCCUCGCCCAACGUCUCCGGUCCUCAGGACAGCCAGCGAGGAGCAGGCAAGAAAUGGCACUGAGAAGGUUCAAGGGGGCGCUUCAGUGCUUAUACAAGCUGGCGAGGGUGUGGGUGGCACUGGGGCGCAAGAGCAGCAGGUAUCCCCAGCCAUCAUGAGCCUCGCCCAACAAAUGCUGCAGAUGCAAGCGCCUCUCGGUCCCCACCUGUGUGACUUUGUGGUGGGCGCUCCGAUGGGUGCAGUGCUGAGACCCACGCUGAAGCAGGUCAUAAUGAUACUCCUGAUCUCGCUGAGUUCUUUCGAGUUCGGCCUUGUCCUGUCCUGGCCCAAUGCCUUCUCCACCCAGCUUUCUUCCGACAACUCCACUCUACUCAACCAUCAGCUCCACUUCACACCCUGGGAAAUGGACAUGGUAGGCAGCUUAUCGUUUGCUGGCAAGACGACGUCAGUGUUCCUUGGUGGUUGGCUGACUGGGAGUUUUGGUCGCCGCUUGUCGAACAUCUACGGCUGUUUCCCGCUCAUUUUAGGCUGGUUCUUCAUCAUCUUCGCAUAUAAUAAUACCCUGAUCCUCGUCGGCAGUGGUGGCGAAGUGGAAAACCGGUUGUUUCCUGUGUUUUGCUUCAUUGGGAUCGCCUUCGCCAAUGCUGCCGGCAUGAGUUCCUUACCAUUACUGAUAGCGGUGGAGUAUUUCCCCACAAGCAUCAGGGCACAGGGGCUGAGCGUGUGUCUGUUAUGGCUGACUUUCAUAACCAUCGCCGCCCUUCAACUCUACAGCACAAUGGUGGAAGUGCUUACGCUGGCGGGACUCUACUGGCACUAUGCACUCUUCUCUGCUGCAGCGAUACUACAUGUCAUGUUCUUCAUUCGGGAAACCAAUCAGCAGGACAUUGGCUAAGAGAGAGAGAGAGAGAGAGAGAGAGUCUUACGUUCACUUAAUUUUCCUUUCACCACGGCAGCUUAUCAGUUUUAAGUCAAUGCAGUUAUUAGCCUCAAUAUGCAAUACGAGGAUGCUUUCUUAAAUUUGAUUAGCAACAGUCCUGAGUCCAGCACACGUCUUUACUGCAACACACACAUGCUUCUGGUGUUGCUGGAAGACUGCUGGGCCGCCGCUGACUCCAGGCAGCAUUCCGGAGUCCAGAACGAGUCCUCGUUCAUACGGGACAAGUAGGGAGGCAAGGCAAGUCUACAAAUUACUUGCUACAUGUUACUUGCCGUGUGCAAAUAUAAACUUGACAAACAAAACUGGCCAAGUCAAGUAAGAGGCAAGUUACCAGGCAAGCUCCCAGGCAAGCCAAGUGAAUAGGCAGCAGUUCUAAGACAACUUGCUUUAUCUCAGCCCACCAUGGCAAGCUACGUAAUUGUCUCUGACUUGGCUUGUGUGAACAUAAUACUUGCUCGCUUUCCUCUCCAGUUCAGUCGCAUAACAGGUGUUGUGUAAGUCAGUGUUCUUCAAUCUUCUUAAAUUCAAGCAUCAAUCUGUGAGCUUUUUAGAAAUUUAUGUACCCUGGGGCUAUAGGACGAUUAAUUAGAAAAGAUUUUACAUGAAGAUUUCAUGUUAUCUCUAGUUUUCAAAGAAGUAUUAUUUCUCCAUUUUAAACGCUAGGAAAUAGCUUCUCGUUCUUAAAUCUAUGUAGGUGCUGAAUAAAACAAAAUGCCACAUAUCAAAUUUAUGAGGCGCGAGUUACGUCGUGUACAUGAAUUUGUAAUAUUUUAAUCUCAAAUCAAAUAAACUUCCUGCAUGACA